CUUCAACAAAAUUCACCCCAUCGCGGAUUCACAGCGCCACCGCCGCCACGCCGCUCCACCACAAUGCACAAGGCUUCAUCGUCUUCCUCCCUGGGACCGGGCGGCCUGGACAUAAGCCAGGCCUUCUUCAAGCCCGUCCCCGACGCCGCGCCGCCGUCCCCCGUCAAGCGGCACAUCAAAGUCUCCGUCGUCGGCGUCGGCAACGUCGGCAUGGCGAUCGCGCAGACCAUCCUCACGCAGGAUCUGGUCGACGAGCUCGCCCUCGUCGACGCCAAGGCCGACAAGCUCCGCGGCGAGAUGCUCGAUCUGCAGCACGCCGCCGCCUUCCUCCCCCGCACUAAGAUCCAGGCGAGCGUGGACCCCGCCGUCACCGCCGGAUCGGAUCUCGUCAUCGUCACCGCCGGAGCGCGGCAGAAUCCGGGAGAGACGCGGCUGAAUCUGAUCCAGAGGAACUGCUCUCUGUUCAAAGCCAUCAUCCCGCCGCUGGCGAAGUACUCUCCGAGCGCGAUUCUGGUGGUCGUCUCCAACCCGGUGGAUGUCCUGACCUACAUCGCCUGGAAGCUGUCCGGGUUCCCAUCGAAUCGGGUCAUCGGGUCGGGCACGAAUUUGGACUCCUCCCGUUUCCGUUCCCUGAUUGCCGAUCACCUUGACGUCAAUGCCCAGGACGUCCAAGCAUACAUUGUUGGGGAGCACGGCGACAGUUCGGUGGCGUUGUGGUCGAGCAUCAGUAUAGGAGGGGUGCCGGUGCUAAGCUUCCUAGAGAGACAACAGAUAGCGUUCGAGAAAGUGACGCUCGAGAACAUCCACAGAGGCGUGGUGGAGAGCGCGUACGAAGUGAUCAAUCUCAAAGGCUACACGUCUUGGGCCAUCGGCUACUCUGUGGCUAACCUGGCCCGGUCCAUACUUCGGGACCAGAGGAGGAUCCACCCGGUGUCGGUCCUCGCGAAGGGGUUAUAUGGGAUCGAAGGCGGGGACGUGUUCCUCAGCCUGCCAGCUCAGCUCGGGAGGCGAGGGGUGUUGGGGGUUACCAACGUUCAUCUCACGGAGGAGGAAGAACAGAAGCUUAGGGACUCUGCUAAGACCAUAUUAGAGGUCCAAAGCCAGUUGGACAUUUGAUAGAUCGUUUCAAGAAGGGGAAAAGGGUUCACUUCCCCCUCCCAUUUCCACUUCUUUUUUUGUUCUUUUGGUUUUUGUACUCUUGGUGUGCUUUCUUCAGGUCUAAAAGUUUGUAGCUUUAUCACUUUUGUGUAACACUUUGCAAGAAGUUAAUAACUAGUUUAACAGUUG
Messenger RNA from Cuscuta campestris, 1287 nucleotides. Lineage: Eukaryota; Viridiplantae; Streptophyta; Magnoliopsida; Solanales; Convolvulaceae. The record is from the annotation of a GenBank genome assembly.